Messenger RNA from Strongylocentrotus purpuratus (purple sea urchin), 5311 nucleotides. Its product is annotated as serine/threonine-protein kinase/endoribonuclease IRE1. The record is from RefSeq and is a predicted model, not a curated record. Gene Ontology annotation, molecular function: ATP binding; protein serine/threonine kinase activity; RNA endonuclease activity. Lineage: Eukaryota; Metazoa; Echinodermata; Echinoidea; Camarodonta; Strongylocentrotidae. The coding region runs from base 205 to 2985 and encodes 926 amino acids. Gene Ontology annotation, biological process: IRE1-mediated unfolded protein response; mRNA processing; protein phosphorylation. Gene Ontology annotation, cellular component: IRE1-TRAF2-ASK1 complex. The transcript is spliced from 20 exons.
GUUCAAUAUACACCUUACACGUGUAAUUCACAUACGAGUCAAGUGUGUAAUAAUUGCGAGCUAGGAAUUGAUACACUGCAACUAGAAUUUCAUCUGAAUUGAUAGACUGAUGACACAUUCUAUACGACCCAGUUUUUCUGCCUUGUGGCGCUACUCAAACAUCUGAUCUGAGUUGAGUUGAGAGACUUUUUUCCAUUGGGAAACAUGAGACACGAUAUCAUCAUGAAUGAGUUUGGAAUGAUCCUCUUUAUCGUCCUUGUGAUCCUGUACAUGUCGUUCUGUUUGGUGGAUGCCAAGCAGGAAGGAAAAACUAAGGGAGAUGCUGGGGGCCCUCUCUCCAUUCCAUACACAGGUCAUGAUGGCCUGCUUCUUGUGUCAACACUAGAUGGCAGCAUGCAUGCUUUAAAUCAACGCACAGGUCGUACAAUUUGGACAUUAAAAGAAGAUCCAGUAGUCAAGAUGGCUGUUGACAAUCCUGAUGGGUUUACAUUCCUACCAGAUCCAACCGAUGGAACCCUAUAUGUUCUAGGACCAGGCGGUGAUGGGCUAAAAAAACUACCGUUAACCAUUCCAUCAAUAGUUUCAUCGUCUCCAUUCAGAGGGCCAGAUAACAUGCUUUACACAGGGAGAAAAGCAGACACAUGGAUAGCCGUCGACGUCAACUCUGGCCACAAGAAGCAGACGUUGACCACCGAGUCCAGCCAAUCCUCCUGCCCGCUGACCAGUAGCUCGACGCUCUUCCUUGGCCGUACCGAGUUCACCGUCACCAUGUUUGACAGCACAAACAGUAACAAGAUCUGGAAUGUAACUUUUGCAGACUACUCAUCUCACGUGUCCAGUGAUCAGAGUAACUAUGACCUGCGUCACUUCUCGUCCAUCGCCGACGGUCAGAUGGUCACCCUGGACAAGAAGACCGGUGAGAUGCUGUGGGUCACCAGCCACAGCUCACCGGUGGUGGCCAUGUACCGCCUGCUGGGGGAGGGGCUGCACAAGGUGGCCCACACGGCGGUGUCACCCAAUACCUUGGGUCACCUGCUGGACGGGGGGGAGUACCCCACAUGGAGGAACCAGCUCCUAGGGUACACCAAGCAUACCAAACUAGUGCCCACCCUAUACAUCGGGGAUUAUCCAUCUGGUUUGUUGGCUCUUCCAGCUCUUGUGGAGGAGGAAACGGUUCCUAUCAUAUCUAGAGGUUGGAGCCCUCCCCUCUUGGAAGGUCCAGGGUUCGAUGGCACUACACCCCCCAAUGAUCGAGACAAGCCUCCCAUGAAUCCGCUGUCGGACGGCAAUAACAUCCAAGGCCUUAUUCUACUUGGUUACCAUGAGUUGCCUGCCAAUUCCAUCAUGAUACGCCCCACCGCCCCAGUCAGCCUGGAAGACCUCUCCAACGUCAUCACGGCCACGCCCAUUCCUCUGCCCCACCUCUCCAAGCCCAGUGAACCGCGCCCCUUCCCUGAAAAGGUUCCUCCCGAACCUGGACUUAACCCUGGACCUAGUCCUGCUCUGUGGUGGGUCAAUAGGAGCGAGGCGGUCUUCAUGGGGGGCAUCUUUACCCUCCUUGCCGGGCUGGCUCUCAUCCUCUACUUUUUACCAAAGCCCCUCGUAGUGGUUUCAUCAUCCCCGUCCGAGUCCAGCCAACACAGCGGGACAGGGAGCACAGGGGGCAAGAGGGAUGUCUCUGUGACACCAAGGGGUGAUGAUUACGUCCCAGAAGGCUUUGUCAAGGUGGGGAAGAUCCUGUUCAACCCGAAGCAAGUACUCGGCCAGGGCUGCGAAGGAACGUUCGUUUUCAAAGGGCGCUUUGAUAAUCGGGACAUCGCCGUGAAGCGCAUCCUGCCAGAAUGCUUCAGUUUUGCAGACAGAGAGGUGGAUCUGUUGAGAGAGUCGGAUGAGCAUCCAAAUGUUAUUAGAUAUUUUUGCACGGAAUCGGACCUUCAGUUCCGUUUCAUCGCUCUUGAGCUUUGUACAGCCACACUGCAGGAGUUUGUCCAUGAUAGAGGGCGCUUUCACAUGCUGAAACCUCUUGACAUUCUGUUCCAGUCCUCUUCUGGCUUGGCCCACCUUCACUCUUUAAAUAUAGUUCAUCGUGAUAUCAAGCCACACAACGUGCUCAUAUCCCAGCCCAACCAGCACGGCAAGGUCAAGGCCAUGAUCUCAGACUUUGGGCUCUGUAAGAAGCUCUCUGCGGGCAGGAUGUCCUUCUCAAGGAGGUCAGGGGUCGCAGGAACGGACGGAUGGAUUGCACCAGAGAUGCUGACUGGACAAGAUAGAACAACUACAGCCAUAGACAUCUUCUCCUUGGGUUGUGUCUUCUACUAUGUCCUGUCCAACGGGAAGCAUCCGUUUGGUGACUCGCUCCAUCGGCAAGCCAACAUCAUCUCAGGGGAAUAUAGCCUUGAUUUAUUACCACCGGAUGAUGAAAUCGCUCAUCAGCUCAUCACCCAGAUGGUGGAUCCCUAUUUUGACACACGGCCAGAGGCAAACGCGAUCCUCAGACAUCCUUUCUUCUGGUAUCCUGAAAAACAGCUAGCAUUCUUCCAGGAUGUUAGCGACAGAAUAGAGAAGGAGCCUUUAGACUGCCCUCUGUUGGUGGCCUUGGAAACAGGUGCUCAAAAUGUUGUCCGAGGGGACUGGAGAAAUAACAUUACAGAAGAACUACAAACAGAUCUCAGAAAAUUCAGGGCAUAUAGAGGGCAUUCUGUUCGAGAUCUUUUAAGAGCAAUGAGGAAUAAAAAACAUCAUUUUAGGGAGCUUCCAGAGGAAGUGAAGGCAUCGUUGGGUAAGGUGCCAGACCAGUUCGUCAAGUAUUUCACCUCGCGCUUCCCGCUUCUCCUCCUCCACGUCUAUGAUGCACUGAGUCUCUGCAGGGAGGAGCCUGUCCUGUCCAAGUACUACUACAACAGCUCAAAGAAAGACGUGCACACGGCAGCAGCAAUGUCCGAAGGGGAUCAUAUCCAAGGGGUACAUUCUAACCCAAGUCAAUGAAGAGUAGGGGAAAUCCCCAGUAUUACAUCAUCAAGAGAGAAUGUUGAUGAGGACACUGUGUUGGCACUCGAGUAUACACUGUGUUUUGGAAGUUAGAAAGGUCGUUUGUUGAUAUGUAUAUUGUAAAAUGUGAAAAAUGUAUUUUGAACUUGAUUCUUUGUUCAAUAUAACGAAAAACUCAAUACCUUGUAGAUCAUACGAAAGAACUAUAUAGUGGCUAAAUGUCAAUACUAUCUUUCCAAGACGCAGUGUAUUUCAAAAGUGAACACCUCAAAACGCAUUCCUCUCCUCUUCGCCGAUAAGGUGCCUUGUUUUAUUGAUGCCUUUAUAAGUUAUUUUAUUUAUUGCCAUUAAUAAUAUAUAUAUAUAUAAACAUGCUGGGGGCAUCGUGACUUCUCUGUUUGUCUUGCCAGAUAUCGUCUGCUUGGGGCAAAAAGGGCGUCAACUUUUAUCAUUUAACUCAUGGUUAACCCCCUUCUGGCUCUCAACAGGCAAUAUCUUUCUGUGUGUCAAAGGUCAAUAUCUUUCUGUGUGUCAAAGGUCAAUAUCUUUCUGUGUGUCAAAGGUCAAUAUCUUUCUGUGUGUCAAAGGUCAAUAUCUUUCUGUGUGUCAAAGGUCAAUAUCUUUCUGUGUGUCAAAGGUCAAUAUUUUAUAGAGAUUUGUAAAAAGCUGUACAAGAUAGUAUCAAAGAGCAUAUUAUUAGUAGGAAGGAGAGUUUAGCAUAAUGCUGCAAUGCGUAACUGUAUUGUCUUUUUCUAAUAAAGAGUCGGAUUCCCAAACAGAAUGUAGAUUUUAUGGAUGCAUAAAAGAGAAGGAAAAAAAUUAAUAGGGGAUUUUUAGAAGUAAUCAAAAUUCAAGUAUGUCAAUAGGUACAUGUAAAUCAAUUUCAAAUGGAUUUUUUUUUCAUUUUGGUAAUUGUAUAAUACAACGACAUGCCAUGAUAUAGCUGCCUCUAUGUAAUAAGCUCCUGUGAAAUAUUACAUUGCCUUUCUCCUAUAGUAAGACCUACAUGUAUGUCUUUGGAAACCACUUAAGAAGGCCACAUGUCUUUAAUGAUCUAUAACGUGAUAAAAUUAUGAAAGUUACUUUUUAUUACACUACUGACUAGUCUAAAUAACAGGCCUCCUCCUUAUCGGCCUCUGAUUCUUUUGGUCUUGCAUGAAUAAUGCUUCAAUAAACAAUUAAUCAGAAUCUCUUUGUGUGAUAUGCGCUUAUAAAUGAAACAAAUGUGUUAAAGGAGAAUGUCAUUCGUUAUAUUAGCUCCAACAGUAUAAUGUUUUUAAUAGAAAAUUAAUGGUGCUUAGACUUGGCAGUAUUGGAUUAAAUUUUGUAUUCAAGCGUUUUAUUCCAUAUGAUAUGUAGAAAAGAAAGACAAAGUAGCCGUGCACAAUUGGAAUUCCACUUUGUUUUUUCUUCUCUAUAUUCUUCAUGAGAUGUAUUUAAUGUGUAUUGAUAAGACACAAAGCUCUAUGGUUAUCACUAUUUAUGUUCCUCUUUUAAAAUGUACAGUCUUGUAAUCAAGCACAAGAACUACAUGAUAAAUGUAUGUAAAAGUAUUAUCAUUCUUUUUCGAAGCUUGUUACAAUUUUAAGGUUUGAUAUUUGUGAUGUAUUUUUUACAACCGUACAUUUCGACCAAGCAGAUUUUAUAUUUGUGUUAUUAUGUUUUACUGGUUUGUGCCGGGGUUAGAUUAUGUUGCUUAAAAAGCUAUAUAAACGAAAAGGAGACAUUUUGAUGACUUGAUAACUUGCUGUUGUUGUAAUAUGGAAAAAGAAAGGAUAUUGUAGCAUUCAACACAGAUUAUUUUAGAAUAUGAAGAUUGUGGGAUUAAGGAUUGUCUCAUAGUUUUUAUCAUGUCAUUUUCUUUUGGCUGAAAUAAUUUUUUAUUGAAAAGUCAGUUUUAUAGGAAAAUAUAAUAAUUUUGCUUCAUUGAAUCAUAUUUGGCUGACGACAGUAGCAAGAAACAGAUUGUAAAAUUGAUGAACCAUACAUUAAUAUAUUGUGUUGGCUUUUGUUACCAGCAUUUGCUUUGACCAGAAGUCAUCUAAUGUCUAUAAUGUAUGCACCCAUUUGAGCAACAUGUUUAACUAGACUCUUCAAUCAAAGCUGACUGGUUUUAAUAGCUUUAUUUAGAAGUUACAUGUACAAGGCCUGUUAUUCAACGCUGAUAGAAAUUCGUAAAUGGAAUUAUGAAAAUUGUUGAAAUCAUUGGUGCCAUUUUAUGGGAGCAUAUCAAUUGAUAUACUUCAAAGAUUAUUUGAUAGGAUUUCAGCCCAUACAAAUUGUACAUGAAAUUGACAUCAUUUUAAGUUUAUAUUUUGGUUUU